Molecule: messenger RNA, 579 nt
Organism: Penicillium riverlandense
Lineage: Eukaryota; Fungi; Ascomycota; Eurotiomycetes; Eurotiales; Aspergillaceae
Product: cupin domain-containing protein
Exons: 1
Coding region: 1-579 (192 amino acids)
Source: RefSeq, a predicted model, not a curated record
AUGGCCGCCAAUCCCAGCGAGAUCUCGCCCCUUCGCAGUUUCACCCACUACAUCACCGGUCAUGACGCCGAGGGGAAGGCAUUGAUUCACUCAUCCACCCCGAGCCAGUGGCAGACAUUUGAAGGUGCCGCCACGGCCUUUGAUCUCAUCUACACGACCGGCCAGUUCCCCGUCAAUCUCAAUGGCGAUGCCGACAUCCGUGCUCACGAGCAGCUCAUCCAGUCCGGCCAGCUAGGUCCGGUCAAUCCGAACGGGACCGUGUGUCGCGUGGUCGACUUUGGUCCUCACAACCUGUUUCUCAUGCAUCGCACACAGAGCCUCGACUACGGGGUGGUGCUGGAAGGUGAAAUGGAGAUGCUGGUCGACGUAGGCGACCCUGUGCUCAUGAAACGGGGAGAUGUAAUCGUGCAGCGGGCGACUUUGCAUGGCUGGCGCAACCCGAGUGAGACGGAGUGGGCGCGCAUGUUCUUCGUCUUGCAGGAGUGCCAGCCAGUAACCAUCGGCGGAAAGGAGUUGAAAGAGGAUCUAGGCUUUGCUGCUGAAGAAGGCAUCAUCAAUUCUAGUAGAAAUGAUCAAUAA